AUGGGUGACGUCACAUCAUCAGUGGAUGAACGGAAUAGCCACAUUUUAGCUGGAUCAGUUAUAUCAACAUAUGCCCUACUUGGGAGUACUAUGAAUAUCUUCAUCAUCAUUAAAAUCGUGACGAAAUCGUGGUUUCAUAAACCGUUUGGUUACAUUCUUGUCUUUCUUCUUACACUUAACCUGGGGAAUCUACUGAUUACUGCUAUUUGUUCAGGACUGCUAACAUUACUAUGGGGACUUGGCACAUCUGCAACGCCACCUUUUAUUGAACGAAUGAUGGGUCACCUUGCAACCUUCUUUUGGUAUUCUAAGUUAUAUGGACAUUUGGAGAUCGCCAUAAACCGUCUGGUAGCUAUUCAAUGGCCUGUAAAAUAUCAGAGAAUGUUACUUUUCGUCAUAUGCUGUACAUUUCUUUGCAGCGUUCCAGUACUGUCUGAAUCAGAGAAUCCGGUUGAUGCUACACCUCAAGCAAAUACGGUUGAUGAACAAAUAAAUGAUUUUGUUAUGGCUGUACUACUUCUCAGAGAUCUUACGCAUCUUCAUAAACAUAUGACAAAUGAAUCAGAAAAACUUCCGGAGGAGGUAAUGACACCGAUGCAACAACUGUUAGACUACGCAAAUGAGCAAAUCGGUAGUGCAGGUCCUAAGGUAAAAGAAUUUUUCCGAAGAAUUUACGAUCUCAAAACAGAUGAUGCAUUACGUGAAAAGGAAAGGGAAGACGAAAUUUCCGAGAUCGAGAAGGCAUUCAAAGAUCUUGGAACGACCGAUAAGGAGGAGCUGAAAAGUAUGUAUGGAAAAUAUCAGGAAAAGUCAACAUCACUUGAUCUUGAGGAGCUUCCGCUAACAACGAAGGAUUAG
Molecule: messenger RNA, 858 nt
Organism: Necator americanus (New World hookworm)
Lineage: Eukaryota; Metazoa; Nematoda; Chromadorea; Rhabditida; Ancylostomatidae
Exons: 10
Coding region: 1-858 (285 amino acids)
Source: RefSeq, a predicted model, not a curated record